AUGGAAAGCAAACGUUGGGAAAAAAAAUUGAAUGAAAUGAUGGAAAAGCAUCGGAAAACUCAAGAAGAAAAUAGGUCUAAGAAGAGAAGUCAGAUUUAUAAGCAGAUGCGUGAAGUAACUGCAGUGCCAAAAAUCGAUGAAAUGAGCGAUAAAGUAGCAAUGAUUAUAAAAAUGAAAGAGAACGGAAUUUUAGAGCAAGAAGACCAGCAACAGCAGCAAGAAGAACACAAAUCGCAAGUAUAUAAAGCAACACUCCAAGCAAAAAAGCAAGACACUUCUCCUAACCUAAGGUCAAGCCAAAGAGACGCGACAACUGUAAGUCAAAAAUCAAAAUCGAAACUCGCAGAGGCUUCUAAAUCAAGGAAGAAGAAUGAAAAACCCAAGUUAAAAUCACUUGAUCUGUCUAAUAUGAAGUUAGAAGAGUUUAAAGAACUGAAAAAAUCCUUUUUAAGAGCCCAGUGUUUGCAUACUAGACAAAAUUCUGCUCAAGCCUUUUCUCCAAGAUUGCACAUAGAUCUCACGACAGGAGAAGCUUCAGAGCUUUAUAUAAAUGCGAGAGCUCCACAAACUGCAAGAGUAAAAACACCAUCAGGUUUCUCCAGCGCUGAAACUAUGCAGAGAGGUCUUCUGCAGAGCACUGAAAAUCAGCAAAGUAAUUCAAAAGAAACUUUUUAUGAAAAAAAUAUGAAAUGGGCAACUGAAAAAGAGAGAGGGUUAAAGACAGCCAGAGAAAAUAGAAAAUCAUGUGACUUGAGUGAAUGCACGUUUAAGCCUUCAAUAGAAAGACUGAAAUUGAAAGAAAAGCCUACGAAUUGCUCGAAAGAAGAAAAAACUUAUUCUGGGCUGUAUUCUGAUAGAAAAGUUAGGGAUUCUUCAAAAACGAAGCCAGAAGGAGAAAAAAGAACUAAUGAAAUUGAAUCGUCUCAAUUUUUAGCUACUAUAGAUGCAUCCGCAAUUAAACUUGCAAGUGAGUCUUUAUUAAAGAAAAGCUUAGCACCAAGCAAUAUUAAAGUCAAGCGGAAAGAAGGCUUCGAUUUGAAGCUAUUUAUGAAAAAUGCCAAGCCAAUGGUGAAAUACUCUUCUUUAAAUUACUUGAAUUAG
Blepharisma stoltei is the source of this 1101-nucleotide messenger RNA. The record is from the annotation of a GenBank genome assembly. Lineage: Eukaryota; Ciliophora; Heterotrichea; Heterotrichida; Blepharismidae.